AAAACGGGGCAAAGAGAGCUGUAUUAUGUGAACACUUCCUGUCCCGCGCCAGCCCCUCCCUGGCAAGUUUGCCACAGGGCUGGCCUCUGAGGCAAUCUUCCGUGGAAGCCUCCUGUUCCUGCCCAGGGCUGCCUAUAAAUGCCAGGGCAGCACAGCUCUGUGGACAGCGCCGUGUAUCUGCUGGGCUCUGAGUGCAAAAAGAUGACCAGUGAGAUGUCACUGUUGGAACGCAGCUUAGAUACCACUAUCAAGACCUUCCACCGUUACUCCACACAGGAGGGGAACCUAGACACCUUGAGCAAGAAGGAAUUCAAACAGCUGGUGCAAAGGGAGCUGCCGAACUUCCUCAAGAAUGAGAGUAGAAAUGAAGCAGCCAUAAAUGACAUCAUGGAGGACCUGGACACAAACCUCGACCAGCAGCUGAGCUUCGAGGAGCUCACCAUGUUGCUUGCCAGGCUGAUCAAUGCCUCCCAUGAGAAGAUGCAUGAGGGGAACCAUCCCCGUGGUCAUGGCCACAGCCAUGGGCCAGGCCUCGGAGAGAGCGGCCAGCGCCAUUAAUCGGGAGGCCAAGCCACCCUGCACCUGCCCGCCAGGCUCACCAGAAGUGUGUGCCACACCAUCUGGGCUGUGGGGCUGGGGAUGGGGGAAAUAAAGUCUUCUUGCAUGCCAGU
Heterocephalus glaber (naked mole-rat) is the source of this 671-nucleotide messenger RNA. RefSeq names its product S100 calcium binding protein A9 (gene S100a9). The record is from RefSeq and is a predicted model, not a curated record. Gene Ontology annotation, molecular function: calcium ion binding; calcium-dependent protein binding. NCBI's taxonomy places the organism in Eukaryota, Metazoa, Chordata, Mammalia, Rodentia, Bathyergidae. Gene Ontology annotation, biological process: astrocyte development; antimicrobial humoral immune response mediated by antimicrobial peptide; peptidyl-cysteine S-nitrosylation. Gene Ontology annotation, cellular component: nucleus; cytoplasm; extracellular exosome.